AUGGUGUUGUGCUGGUUUUCCUCUUUUCUUCAGGGCCAAAUUAUAGUUGGUGGUGACAGGGAAGAAGUCCUUACUACAUGGAGUGGUGCUCUCCCUUUUCUUAUUCAACCUCUACAUGAGGCCCAUGGAGUGAAGUCGCUGCCGUGUCAUCCAGGUGAACCCAUACCUGUUCCAAAUGAAUGGUACCAGCAAGGGGACCUUAUCAUUGGUGGGAUGGUAUCAAUGGCUAAUUACCAUUUUAAUGAACUUUCAUUUCAGCAGCAUCCCUCUCAGGAGUAUUUUGGCAAUCCAGAAGUGCUAACGAAAUUCUACCAGCAUGUCCUUUCCUUGGCCUUUGCUGUGAAGGAGAUCAAUGAGAAUCCAAAAAUCUUGUCCAAUAUAACUCUUGGCUUCCAUAUCCAUGAUAGCUACUACAAUGCAAUGAUGACAUAUCGGACCACCAUGGACCUGCUCUUCAGAUCAGAGAGAUUUGUCCCCAACUAUAAAUGUGACAUCAGGAAAAAUCUAAUUUCUAUCAUUGGAGGUCUCAGUUUUGAAACUUCUUCCUAUAUUGCCGACUUUGUACAGUUUCACAAGAUUCCACAGCUUACAUAUGGGUCAUUUACCCCCCAGGAUAUUCAUAGUGCUGAGAUUCCCUUCUAUUACUCCAUGGUCCCAAAUGAGUCCACACAAUAUAUUGGGAUUAUCCUACUGCUUCAACAUUUUGGGUGGAUAUGGGUUGGGCUUCUUGCUAUUGAUAAUAGGCAUGGAGAUUAUUUUCUGCAGACCAUGGAGUCCCUCUUUUCCCAGCAUGGAAUAUGCUCUGCUUGUACACAAAGAAUUCCUUUUUUAACUUACUGGGAUAAAUUAUUUGAGAUGCUUGAGAAAGGGAAAACUAUUUAUGACCAAAUAACUACUGAAAAGAUCAGUACCUUUAUCAUCUGUGGAGAAUCUUUGUCAAUUAUAUGGGUGACAAGUAUCAUUUUUUGGAUUGAUCCUGGACUUGGGCAGAGUUCUUUGGGAAAAGUGUGGAUCAUGACUGCCCAGAUGGAUUACAUAUUAACAGGAAUGCAAAGAAAAUGGGAUCGGCAGUUCUUUGAUGGUGCCAUCUUUUUUACCAUUCACUCCAAAGAAAUUCCUGGUUUCAAGGAAUUUCUGAAGUUCAUAAAACCUCCUUGGAUUCAACAAGAUGGCUUUUUCCCACUUUUCUGGGAACAAGUAUUUGAUUGUUCAUUGCCAUCUCCUCCUGUGACUCUUCUGGAUGAUGACACUUGUACUGGAGAGGAAAAGCUGGAGGACAUUCCUGGGGCUCUUUUUGAGGCACAGCUGACGGGGCACAGCUAUAGUAUCUAUAAUGCUAUCUAUGUAUUGGCUCAAGGUUUACAUGCUCUCUCCUUACUUCAAUAUAAUCAUAGGCAUUUGGUGAAGCAUAAAUUAUCAGAAUAUGAAGGUGUGCAACCAUGGCAGCUCCACCAAUUUCUUAAAAGCAUCAAAUUCAAUAAUUCACUUGGAGAGGCCAUAGUUUUUUAUGAUCAAAAGAAGAUGGAAGGUAUAUUUGAUAUCAUCAACAUAGUCACCUUUCCCAAUUCCACUUUCCAGAGACGAAAGGUUGGAAAAGUGGAUCCAGAUGCUCUGAGUGGAAAAGAAUUAGUCAUUAAUGAGGAUAUGAUUGUUUGGCAUACAUCAUUUAACCAGGUGCUUCCCUUUUCUCUAUGCAACGAGUAUUGUCACCCUGGUUACCAAAAGAGGAAGAAUGAAGGAAAGAAAUUCUGCUGUUACGAUUGUGUUCCAUGUCCAAAGGGGAAAAUCUCCAAAGAGAUGGACACUGUUGCUUGCUUUCAAUGUCCUGAUGAUCAAUAUCCAAACCAUAAGAAAGAUGGAUGCAUCAUGAAAACAAUUAGCUUCUUAUCUUAUGAAGAACCUUUAGGACUCAGUUUAGCCACUGUUGCUAUUUUAUUUUUCUUCACUACAACAUGGGUGUUGGGAAUAUUUAUUAAGCACAAAGACAGUCCUAUUGUCAAAGCCAACAACCGGGAGCUCACCUACACCCUCCUCAUCUCCCUUCUCCUUUGCUUCUUCUGCUCUUUGCUCUUUAUUGGACAACCUGGGAGAGUCAUCUGUCUCCUCAGACAGUCUGCAUUUGGUCUCACCUUCUCAUUGUCCAUCUCUUGUGUGUUGGCCAAAACCAUCCUUGUUUCUCUUGCCUUCAAGGCCACCAAACCAGGAUCUCAGAUAAGGACAUGGGUGGGGAAAAGACUGGCUGUUUCUAUUGUCCUUCUCUGCUCUCUACUCCAAGCAAGCAUCUGUAUUGUUUGGUUAUCCACCUCUCCCCCAUUCCCAGAAUUAGACAUGCACUCAACAACUGAAGAAAUGGUUCUACAAUGCAAUGAAGGCUCAGUCUUUAUGUUUUAUUGUGUUCUGAGCUAUAUGGCUCUCCUUUCACUUGCCAGCUUCAUUGUAGCAUUCCAGGCUCGUAAACUGCCUGACAGUUUCAAUGAAGCCAAGUUCAUCACCUUCAGCAUGUUGGCUUUCUGCAGUGUGUGGGUCUCCUUUGUUCCAACGUACCUGAGCACCAGAGGAAAAGCCAUGGUGGCUGUGGAGAUCUUCUCCAUUUUGUCCUCCAGUGCUGGGCUCCUAAGUUGCAUCUUUUUCCCCAAGUGUUACAUUAUUGUUUUGAGGCCAGAUUUAAACAACAGGGAACAACUGAUAAGAAGACAUGUUUAA
Crotalus tigris (Tiger rattlesnake) is the source of this 2703-nucleotide messenger RNA. Its product is annotated as vomeronasal type-2 receptor 26-like. Gene Ontology annotation, cellular component: membrane. The coding region runs from base 1 to 2703 and encodes 900 amino acids. The transcript has 7 exons. The record is from RefSeq and is a predicted model, not a curated record. Gene Ontology annotation, molecular function: G protein-coupled receptor activity. Lineage: Eukaryota; Metazoa; Chordata; Lepidosauria; Squamata; Viperidae. Gene Ontology annotation, biological process: G protein-coupled receptor signaling pathway.